This is a messenger RNA of Caenorhabditis auriculariae, 1591 nucleotides long. Lineage: Eukaryota; Metazoa; Nematoda; Chromadorea; Rhabditida; Rhabditidae. The record is from the annotation of a GenBank genome assembly.
AUGUGUCAUUUGCGUGUGGAUGUAUGCGAAUGCCAUGACAAUGAGGACGUCAAGUAUGCUCAGCAACUGAUGAGUAGACUUCGCAUCUUCUGCUUGGGACAUUUUCAGCUUUCAUAUUUUUGAGAUCGUUCAAAACUCCGCUGGACUAGAUAAAAUCAAUAAAAGUCGAUUUAACGACAGCUUGAGCUCCGAAACAUGCCCCGCAAAAACGCUUUUUAUAUCCUUUUCGGAGGAAAUCCUCUAAAUUGUAAACAUAAAUUAAUCGAAACUGAACGAAAUGUCAAAUGUGAUAACGUCUCUUCGAUUCAUUCACCAUGAGCUUCUAAACACGCCCUAGAGUCACGCGCCGACGCUCAACUUCCCAAUCGGCCAACUGUUAAAGUAUUCUGUCUUGAUUUUCGAGUAAAGUUGAUAAAUCUUCUACAGGCCGCUCCAGGUAUAUAUCUUCUGGCAAUUUUACCUUUUUUUUCCGGGUACCUGUCAUCUCGUUGGGGUUGACUUAUUCCCGCGUAUUUUUAUUCUUUUGCCCGUCACAUGUUGAUCACUUGUACUUUUUCUAUACUACCUAAUGUUUUUUUUUAUGGCUGUGAAUAAAAUAUUAUUAUUACCGUCUGAGAGCCUUCUUGAGCUCUUGAAACAAUAAAAUACAAACCCUCCCAUUAAUCCCUCGAAGAGUCAACACCUCUUCCACCACAACAAAAAGGUCGUGCUCACCCGUCAGCUCAUUACUGAUAGAUGAGCCCCAACACGGCUAAUCCCCGUCAUAUAAAUAUAUUGGACGUGUCGGCGCCGUUUUUGGGAGGCUGAGGAUAAUGCGCUGAUUUACGUUCGACAAGCAAACGCAGGUGGCACCAGCCAGCAAGGCAGCAUCGAGUUGCGUGCCGUCGACCGGCAAACAACACAAAACAUGUGCCCAUCGUCCAUGUCAAGUACCUUUUCCAAGCUGUUUGGCAUGUAUCUGGCUCGUUUGUUUCAGUUAAUUUGAUGCUUCUGUUUCAAUUGUGAAGCAACUAGUAACAUUAGAAAUUUUGAAUCCCACCUUGGUAACGCGAACUGGACGUAUCGGAACAUUUAUAGUGACCACUUUAGUACCUUCAGGAACUUCUAGAACUUCUCAGAAACGUCCGGAGCAUGCCCGGUUUUUGCUACGGAGGCCCAUAUACUGAACUUCGAGAUAAACGGCAAGCCAAUCACUUCAAAAAGACUUCACUUUCCUCCAAGUUAUUGAUCCAGUGAAAGGAAAUCAUUAUCCACGCCAUAACAAACAGCCAUAAGCUAUGUGAUCGUUUCUAUGUAUUAGGAUAUAAUAAAUAUUUUACUUCAACAACUACGUUGUCUAGCAAAAUAUAACCUUAUUGAUCUAGUAAAAGGAAAUCAUUAUCCACGCCAAUUAUCCAACACGACUUGCUCCCUCGAAGUGUUCAACACCAAUUGGAGUGUUUUGGCAAGCUGAUGAUGAGGGAGAUGAUGGAGCUGGAGGAACGGCGGCCGCUUUGAUGAGGCCGCCAAGAUCCCCCUAAUCACAAACGGCUCGGAGAACGUCGGGAAAGAGGCGCCUCAUUUGUCUCAUCCGAGAACGGCAAUCAACUAA